ACCAACUCCACUUUAAUCCCUUUCCACAUACGCGUGGUAUCUGUUUUGGCAGCAUGGCUUCUUCAGCGAAAAGACGAGCAGUUGGAAUUGGAGAAAAUCCCGCUGAUAGUGAGGAUAACAGCUCUGAUGAAGGAUUGGAAAACGACGGUGAUUCAUUAGAGAAUGACAGCGGAUCAGAAGAGGAGAUCAAUGAAGAGGUCAUUGUAGACUUUGAGGCCCAUACCAUUACUCACAAUGACUACAACGGGGUCAAGAAACUCAUGCAACAGCUGUUUCUGAAGGCUCGUGUCAAUACAUCCGAGUUGACCGAUCUCCUCAUCCAGCAGAAUCAUAUUGGAAGCGUCAUCAGGCAAGCAGAGGUGCCAGAGGACAGUGAUGAUGAUGAGGAUCCAGCCGAUGAGGUGUUUGGUUUCAUCAGCAUGCUCAACCUCACUGAGAGAAAGGGUGUCCAGUGUGUGGAGGAGGUAAAGGAUCUGAUCCUGGGUCAGUGUGAGAAGAGUUGUCCCCAUAGUGUGACAGACGAUCUGGAGAAGGUCCUCAACGACACCACUAAGCCUGUGGGACUGCUGCUCAGCGAGAGGUUCAUCAACGUGCCCCCACAGAUCGCCCUGCCUCUCCACAAACAACUACAGGAGGAGUUGGCAGAAGCCCAGAGCAGCAACAAGCCCAGUGGGAAGUGUCAUUACUGCCUGAUGAUCAGUAAGACCUAUAAGGAUCCCUCCAAGACCGGCACUGCCCGAGGAGCCCCGCCGAAGGACGAGCUCACCUUCGUCAACGCAGAGGAGGAGUUCUUCUAUGAGCAAGCCACCAUGAAGUUCCACUACUCAGUGCAGGAGGAGACCGACAGCGUCCUGAGCGGGCGCUGGUCCUUCGACGACGUCCCCAUGAAGCCGCAGCGUACCGUGAUGCUCAUCCCGGCGGACAGGAUGUCAGCCGUCAUGGACAAGCUCAAAGAAUACCUGACCGUGUGACCAACCGCACAGAGUGGGAAAAAAAACUCUGGGGAACGAAACAGGACUGAUGUCUUUAAAACAAGCCCCUCUGGAUGAUUCUAUUUUGUAAAUGUAAAAUUCGAUACAAAACAUCGAAAGGAAUGGGAUCACUGGAAUCGUUUGUGUUCAGCGGAGAAUAAUGUCAUUAUGUAACGGUUCCCUUUAAACCCCAGCGGUUUUAUCAAGCAGUUUUUUUUUUUUUUUUUUAGAAAAAAAUGUAUCUUUUGACAAAAUAAAUAAUUUCAGACCUUCGGUCGUAGUUCAAAGCACUGUAUUUACAGAUUCAUGUAAAACAUAGUGAUUGUUUUAACAUUUCAGUACAAACGAUUUCGUACACAAUAUUAGGGUUAUCGAGCAAGUGACAAUUCCCCCCCAAAAAAUGAAAUGGUGUAUUUUUCUGUGAAGGAAUAUCAGCUGUUCAAACUUGAUUUGAUGGAUCUGGAUUCAUUUAUUGGGGUGAUACUCUUUUAGAAUAUAGGUUAAUUAUUUACUGUAAUAUGUAUUACCAAGGCAGUUACCACCUGACUGAAUUAAAGAUGUGAACAAUAGUG
Oncorhynchus masou masou (cherry salmon) is the source of this 1543-nucleotide messenger RNA. Its product is annotated as protein BCCIP homolog. The coding region runs from base 54 to 971 and encodes 305 amino acids. Gene Ontology annotation, cellular component: nucleus. Lineage: Eukaryota; Metazoa; Chordata; Actinopteri; Salmoniformes; Salmonidae. The record is from RefSeq and is a predicted model, not a curated record. The transcript has 6 exons.